AUGAAGGUUACAAAAGGUGCCGGACUGCAACCUGCGAUGGAUUGGUUAAUCGCUCAUCCUGGUGAACUUGAAGACGAACCAAUUGGUCAAACAUUAGGUGAACGUCCAGCUGGAGAAUCUAUUGAGGGUGAAAUUCAGGAUGGAGAACAGACAGCACAAUCUUUACAAUGUAAUGAUUGUCAGAAACUACUUCGUGAUGCAAGCGCUGCGCAAGUUCAUGCAACUAGAACUGGUCAUGUAAAUUUUUCUGAAUCGACCACUGCUAUUAAGCCAUUGACAGAAGAGGAAAAGCAAGCAAAAUUGUUAGAAUUGAAACAACGCUUGGCUGAAAAACGAGAAUUACGUACUAUUCAAGACAAAGAAGAGGAGAAAACUCGUGAAAGAAUGCGAAGACAGUCUGGUAAAGAAUUGACAGAAGCCAAAACUCAAAUGGAAGAAAAGGAAAUGCAAAAGUUAUUGAUGGCGAAAAAGAAAGAAAAGGAGGAUGACAAAAUUGCUAAGGCUAAAAUAAAGGCACAAAUCGAAGCUGAUAAAAAAGAAAGAGCGGCAAAGCGUGAAGCGGCAAAACAAGCGGUUCAAGCUCAAAAACAGGAAGAGGCCGCCGCCGAAGCAGCAGCUUUAGCUGCAUCAAAGAAAGAAUAUACCGAAACACGGUUACAGAUUCGAUCACCAACAGGAGCACCUAUCACUCAAACAUUUCAAGCAACCGAUACUUUACAAAUUGUAUACGAUCUUGUUAGUCAACAUGUUACUGGACCAUUCCAAUUGAUGAUGACAUUCCCAAGAAAAGUGUUUGGAGAAAAUGAAAUGCAAAAAACCUUAAAGGAUUUGGAUCUUGUUCCAUCGGCAGUUCUGGCAGUAAAAUCAUUAUAA
Molecule: messenger RNA, 873 nt
Organism: Cetraspora pellucida
Lineage: Eukaryota; Fungi; Glomeromycota; Glomeromycetes; Diversisporales; Gigasporaceae
Source: the annotation of a GenBank genome assembly